AUGUUACGUAAUGAAAUAGCUCGAGUUCGUCAAUCGAAUCGAGAGAAUGUGAUAGCACAUGAACAAAUCUAUGAACAUGAUCCACAAUCUGAAGACAAUCACAUAAGAAGAGAGAUGGCAGUAGAAAAUUAUCCGCAAUCUAAUAAGAAUGAUCGUAUAAACAGAUCAGUUAUGGUUCAAAAUUGUCAAGAAGCUGAAGAAAAUGCGGUAUUACAUGAAGAAGUGGCUCGAUAUCGUGACAAACAUGCUGAACUUCUCGAACGCUUCGCAAAGAUCAACGAAGAAAUGAAAAAGAAAAAAAUUGAUUCUUUCGAAGCUCUUGUUCAACAAGACAAGGCAAUGAUGAAAAUUCUGAUUGAUCUUGCUCGAUCAACCGAGCCGAUUCCAAUGGAAGGUAACAACAUUGGAUUAUUCGGUUCAACAUCCACUGGUAAAUCUACUAUGCUUAAUAGUUUACUUGGAAAGAAAGUAGCUGAAACAGGUGUCGGUGAAACAACAACUAAAAUUACACCUUAUCAAGGUAUGCAAUAUACAUUAUGGGAUGUUCCUGGUCGAAAUGAUGAAAUCAACUAUCUCAGUAUGGAAUAUAUCUCAUUCUUCAAAGGUCUAACAAGACGUUUGAUUCUUAUUCAAGCAACAAUAAAAGAAAACUCAAGUAUGAUGAAGUUGUUGGAUGAGAUCGGAUUACGAUAUGAUAUUGUCUUCAACAAAUUCGACAAAGUGGAUGAAGAAGAACGAACGGCUAUCCAGCAACAGAUUUUCUCUGAAAUAAAAAAUCUUGGCUUGAAAGGAGUGGAUAAUGUGUUCUUCAUCAGUGCAAAUCAUCCUCAAAUGUUCGCUGAUUGGAAGUUGAUAGUCGAUUAUCUGAAACAUUCGAAUAAUUGA
This is a messenger RNA of Rotaria sp. Silwood2, 885 nucleotides long. The record is from the annotation of a GenBank genome assembly. NCBI's taxonomy places the organism in Eukaryota, Metazoa, Rotifera, Eurotatoria, Philodinida, Philodinidae.